AUGGACUCUCAUCUCAAGGGCCAAUUGGCGGCCCGCCAUAUCCAGAACCUGAGCGAGGCGACCUCAUUAGAACCGCACUGGGGUUACGCGGAUCGAGCCGUCCCAUGCACGAACGACGCAGGGUCCUGCGCGUACCUCGAUCUCGUAUACGGCUCCCACGACUUGGGCAUGCUGUACGUCGGCGUCAUGUGGGUGAUCAUCGGAGGCAUCUUGCUCUUCUGGGCCAUCGGGAGGCGCGCCCUUCCUUCGCUGUCCGAGGAGGACGUCCUCCGCGCCGCCCUCCUCGAGGACACCCGCGCCAGCAAGAGCUUCCUCAACCGCCUCCGACAGACCGCUUCGUCAGCCAUGAACCGUUACCUGCUCCCCGACUGCCUCCGUCCCAUCUUCGGACGGACCACCCGUCUUCAGGUCCUGAUCUUGACCGUCCUCGCCAGCUAUCUCCUCGUCUUCUCCUUCGUCGGCAUGAUCUACACUACCUGGGUCACUCCGGUCAAGAAGAUGCCCGGCGUCUACAACACCCGAACCACCCUCGGCCCCUGGUCUGACCGCCUCGGAAUCCUCGCCUACGCCUUGACGCCGUUGACGGUCCUCUUCGCUACCCGAGAGUCGAUCUUGUCUCUGCUCACUGGCGUGCCGUACCAGAACUUCAACUUCCUCCACCGCUGGCUCGGGUACAUCAUCGUCGUCCAGUCGAGUCUGCACACCAUCUCCUGGCUCAUCGUCGAAGUUCGUCUCUACCAGCCCCAGCCGACGGUCGCGGUGGAGUGGAUUUCUCAGCUGUACAUGAUCUGGGGCUGCAUCGCCCUCUUCUUCCUCAUGGCCCUGUACAUCCUCAGCCUGCCCCCCGUCAUCCGCCUGACGGGCUACGAGUUCUUCCGCAAGUCCCACUACGUCCUCGCCAUGCUCUACAUCGGAGCCUGCAUCGGCCACUGGAAGAACCUCGAGUGCUUCAUGAUCCCCUCCCUCGUCCUCUGGUUCCUGGACCGCGCGGCCCGCGGCAUCAGGACCGCCCUCCUCCACCACAACUUCAUCGAGGGCAAGGGCAUGGGCUUCUCCGCCGCCCAGGCCGCCAUGACCAUCUUCCCCGACGCCGAGGACGGCGACGUCGUCCGCCUCGACUUCGACCACCCCCACGACGCCUGGAGCAUCGGCCAGCACUUCUACCUCUGCUUCACCGAGAGCAGCAUCUGGCAGUCCCACCCCUUCACCCCCCUCAACGCGCCCGUCACCGUCAACGGCAAGACGACGCACUCGUACAUCUUCCGCGCCAAGGGCGGCGAGACCAAGAAGGUGGCCGAGAUCGCCGCCCGCAAACUCGCCGCGGCAGCCGCCGGAGACAAGGGCGCCGCCGCGCCCACCACCCCCGUGAUCCUGACCGGACCGUACGGGGACCCGAUCCUGCGCAACAUCACCUCGGACGUCAACAUCCUGUGCGUCGCCGGCGGCACCGGCGUGACGUACGUCCUCCCCGCCCUGAUGAGUCUGAGGAAGCACUCCCCGGCCUCGCGCAAGCUCGAGCUCGUCUGGGUCGUGCGGCACAAGAGCGACGCGGCGUGGAUCCAGCCGGAGCUCGACGCCCUGGAAGCCGGCGAGGGACCGAAAGUCACCGUGCGCAUCUUCGCGACGCGCGACGCCGGCAGCUGCUGCAACGCCCGCCGGUCCAGCAAGGCCCUCGAGGCCGGGUCGGACACCGGGUCGACCUCGGACGCGGCGACGGAGAAGAACCAGCCUCGUGUGUCGACGCUGGCCGUCGACGGCGGCGAGACGCCCCGGCACCCCGAGCUGCGGGUCGUCGUGCGCGAGUUCGUGGAGGCCACGGUCUCGGGACGGACGGCGGUGUUCGCCAGCGGCCCUGGUGGCCUCAUGUCCGACAUGCGCGUGGCGGUUUCCGAGUGUAACUCGGUGGGCAAGGUGUGGAAGGGAGAGGAGCGGUAUAACGUGUGUCUGAUUCACGACGAGCGCAUGGAGCGGUGA
Colletotrichum karsti is the source of this 1974-nucleotide messenger RNA. Its product is annotated as ferric reductase like transmembrane component. Gene Ontology annotation, biological process: copper ion import; iron ion transport; intracellular iron ion homeostasis. Bases 1 to 1974 code for a protein of 657 amino acids. NCBI's taxonomy places the organism in Eukaryota, Fungi, Ascomycota, Sordariomycetes, Glomerellales, Glomerellaceae. Gene Ontology annotation, molecular function: ferric-chelate reductase activity. The record is from RefSeq and is a predicted model, not a curated record. The transcript has a single exon. Gene Ontology annotation, cellular component: plasma membrane.